GUUGAGGACUAUCUUACGAAGACCACUGCUGUCUUUCCACCGCGGGAGUAUUUAUGUCUUUCGUCUCGAAUAGAUCCUCAGUUGAGUUUCAAAGGUCAGCCAGUCAGUCCUAGAUUCAAUGCAGCCAAUCUCACAGGUUCAGAGAGAAAGCGACUGCUACGAGCCUUUCUACGGUACUACCUCACUUCUCUGAUGAAUUGCGAUAUCCAACAACUGUGCAAACAGGCCCUGCAUCGAUACAGUGGUCGAAAUUUCCAACAAUGGGACCUACCGGCAGUUCUGUGUGUUUGCACAUACCUGGAUACUCUUUACGUGGCCAUGUUUGCCCAGUGCGGCGAUUCCUGGCUGCCAGAAGUUACUCUAGGCUCUCCUUCAUCUCAGUCCCCCGGUUUGCUCUACCCAGAUAGCCUAUGCGUUGACUGUGGGGCCUAUACCUACGAUUUUGGCUGCUCACCUAGUCUUAUAUCAGGUUUAGAGCCAUAUGGCUUCGAUCUCGUCACAAUCCUUCUUCGGACCGCUAGAGCCGGACAACUUGGUCGGGACCGCCUCAAGCAGUGGUUUGACGACAUUCGUCCAGGCCAUGGCUCCAGACGGGGUGGCGUGCUCUAUCAAAGUCUAGACCUUGGUUCAUUUGGUGCAGUGAAAGAGGGUUUUCAAGAUGGCCCGGGUAUGUACCAGAUACUUCAUUCGCGCAUUACUCUAAAACUCCUUACAACCUACGAACAAAGGGCAUGGGUAUUCUUUGAUGACGCUAGAUUCUACCCCUCGGCUUCGCUUAUUGGAAAACCACAUUUACCGACUGAGAUUGAGGCUAAGGAUGAGCGCUUCGAAACUAUACAAAAGCACGAGGCUUACCGGUACCAUGCAUGGGGCGCCAGAGUGCGGCAUCGAUCACAAAAGUGGCACAACAAAAAGUCCCGAGGAAAAACAAGGAUUGAAGAUUAUCAAGAUUCGAAACUGGAAAAAGAUUGCCAAGUUCCACUGCCUGACAUAGUAUAUGCAACGCAAUUCACAACCCUACGUCCGUUCUGGGAAUGGGAUUGA
Molecule: messenger RNA, 1044 nt
Organism: Colletotrichum phormii
Lineage: Eukaryota; Fungi; Ascomycota; Sordariomycetes; Glomerellales; Glomerellaceae
Exons: 1
Source: RefSeq, a predicted model, not a curated record